Messenger RNA from Caenorhabditis auriculariae, 7072 nucleotides. The record is from the annotation of a GenBank genome assembly. NCBI's taxonomy places the organism in Eukaryota, Metazoa, Nematoda, Chromadorea, Rhabditida, Rhabditidae.
AUGGAAACGUAUUGCAUUUUCGAUGUCACAAAAGGCAUCAGUCUGCAGAUUUCUCUGAAUGUAAGUCUCUCAUCAGUUUUUUCCUCUCAACAAAUACAUUUUUGCAGAUCAAUACUACCACGGUAGCAAAAUUGAACGGCAUCCUGGAUGCUGAAACCGGAUUGAGAGCUUCGGAUCAGGUUAAUAUCAAAGAUCAUGAUCAUCAAAAUAGGUUUACAAGUUUCAGAUCUUGUUGACAUCCAAAGGAGUUGCUUUUGAUCCCGAUAAAAAACUUGAUUUUUACACUGGAACAGGUGGGAAGAAAACAAUUUUUCAUUUAUUCCAAUUUUUUGGGAUUUCAGGAACACAAAGCAAUCCAGCUUUUUUGUACCAGAAAACUCCGCGAGAACGCGACCGGAAUGAGAGUUCAAAUGAUUUGAAUUAUAUUUUGCACAGAAUCGAUGAUGCAGUGGUUCAGGUGAAUUUUUUUAAAGGUUUUUUUAUAAACAGAAAGAGCUACAGAACAUUUGAAAAUUUAUGAAAAACCCCUUUUUUUGUACUGCAAACAUUUUUUAAACAAACCUAUUGUUCAAAACAGUAAAUUUUUUUCAUUUUUCAGGCCACUAACUGUUUGAAUAAAACUGAGCUCGCUCAUAUAUAUAUCGAACUGCCGGAAGCCGGUCGUUACUGUGCGAAUCAGGCAACUCAAGCCAUCCAAGCUUGCAUGAGAUUCGUUCGAGAACAUCAGUUUCUUUGCUCGGUUUGUUUUUGCUUCAUAUAAAAAAAAUUCAUUCAAUAAUUAAAUUACAGAAAUAAGUCCCAGCCAGAAAUGAAACGAAAUAAAAAUUUUUGCUUUCUAUUUCUUUGUAUGGGAUUUGAUCUUUUAGAAAUUUUUCUGAUCUGCGUUUUUCUUUUUUUGCUAGAGGAAGAAAAAUUUCUUCACAAGAUAGUUAUGACUAAAAAAACCGCCUUCGUCUUUUUUUCUGAUGGAACUGUAUUUAAAAGGGUCUUCUUUGAAAGGAUCUUCCUGUUACACAAAGCUGAUUUCUAAAUUUUUCUUAAAAUUGUUUGUAGCCCGAAAAAAGAAUAAUCAAAUUUCGGAAAUUUAAAAUUUAGACUCCUAUGAGAAUAAUCUAUCAACCAGUAAAUUUUUUUGCUCUAAAUUAAAGUCUAAACUUCAUUUCAAAACAAUUUUUGCUCACUGUUAGAAAAAUUCUCUUCAGGGCUGGAAUGCGUUGAUAGCGAAUAUGGACGAUUCCGUGGGUAGACUUCAAAAACUGGGCGUUCGGUACAAGGCGCACGUCGACCAGAUUCCGGAAAUGAACAGGAAGGCCGCCACUCUUCUGGACAACUUCGAAGAUGUCGUUGACCAACUGAUUAAAGUGCGAAUCUUCCUAAAUACGCUCGAAAAAGUUUUUUUGAUUUUAGAUUGAGCUUCCUCCCGAACUUCUGUCUAAUCUGCGCCGAAGUUCUAAAGACAGCCCACCUAUUUCCACUUUGUACGACUGGAUUUCUCAAGCCGAUCCGGCAAAUACUGUUGAAGAUUUGGUUUCACAAGUUCGCGACCUCUUCGGAAAGGUUUGUUUGAAAAUAAGAAAACAGAAAAAAAGAUAAAUGAAAAAUUAUAUUUUUUUGGACUGAGCUGAAAAAAAUCAAACUGUCUGAAGAAAUGAUGAAAAAAAAAGCCAAACAUGUCAUUUUUUCUUCAUUACCCAAAUUAAGUUCAUUUCCAGUUCUCCGAGAUCAAGCCUCAAAACGCCAUCGACGUCAUGAACCAAGUCGUCAACCAAUCAAAAAACUCCGAAUUUCGAGACGUCAAAGGCAUAAACAAGCGGAUAAACCAGCUCGAAUUCAAUGUGCAAAAUAAUGAGAGUAAGAAUAUUACAAUAAUCUUUUUUAAGAAAGAAAAAAAAACAAGGUAAAUAUUAUAAUUUAAUUUAGGGCAUAUGAACAACAUCAAAAAGAACGUCAACAGAAUUUGUGAAACUCCGAGAAGCAUGGAUGCCAACAACUUGAGAGUAUGCCGUUCGUUUCGAAUUUUCAUCACCAAGUUCUUCAAUUUCAGAACAUCUUGGACAGAGACAAAUCUUGCAUGGUUGAUGUUCUUGACAGCAUCAAAGAAAUACGACAAACCACAGUUCUCUUCCACAGAUCCAAGCAGGAACUUCUUCAAAACAUACGAUCGCGUUUGGCUGGUUUUAUUGUGACGGUGAGUAUUUCAGUUUUUUCACUUUCAUACCAAAAUAAUCCUUCCAAACUUUCACGCAACAGAAUAUCUUUAUAGAUACUUUCCAUUAGAAAACAUAAAACCUAGAAAAAGAUGAUCAAAUCAAAAUUUUCCAGUCGUACGACAAACUGCACUAUGCUCACCUGGAAAUGUUGGUUUUCCAAGAAAAAUGCAACGGCCUUCGAUUGAGACUUGAGCUCAUAGAGCAGAUUAAGGUUUGUUGAAAGAUUUCUAUUUUUUCAAAUUUCCCUUGAUAAAACCUCAAAUUAUCUUGGAGCUUUCUUAUCUUCAAAAAUUGUAGGAGGCGCCAGCGGUUUAUGCUCGCUCUGUGGCCGAGGUCAUCAGACGGUUGACUUUCAAGAAAGAGUGAGUUGUUCUUUGAACAUUUUUGACUCAAGGCCAAAUUAAUUUCAUCAAGCCUCAAAAUAAAACUUCUCUUUAAAAAAGUGUACUAUUUUGAGACUGACUUCCUGGCACACUGAACACUCCGAAAAGAGCACCAACCUCUCGAACGAAGAAACAGAGCUGAGAAAAAGAUAUUCGCGAAAACUGGAGAAACACUUCAUACGAGCUCUCUUCCCGGGUAUUAUCUGAUUUCUCUCAUUUUUUUUAAUAUUUUUCUUUGCAGGCAUGUUUGAUGAAACUCCAGCUUUCUAUGUGAAAAAUUUGGGAGCGUUUGACGAAAACCUGCCUCAAGUUACCAACGAUCAUCUUCAUGAACUGCGACAGGUUGCGAGAAUUAUAUAAAAAAAUAUCAACUUGGUUUAUCAGGCUCUUCCGUCUUUUGAUGAGUUGAUGAAAGUGACGACUCCUCAGGUGUACUCCAAACUUGCUGUCAAGUGAGUUCUACAUUUUAGUUUACCGGAUCGGGGGGUUUUCAGAGACCCACAAGCCCAAGGAACUUUGCGUCGUGAGGAAAGUUUCUUCACCAAGGAUCCCGUUCAAAUGCACAAUUUGAACUCUAUUCACAAGGAAUUCGCCGCUGCAAAUUGGUUUGGGUAAGAAUGAUUUUGAGUCACAAACUUGAUUUCUUUUUUUACAGGGAAGAAGGAGCUUAUGGUUCUCCAGGUCCUGCUCUUCUGAUGACUCGGUCUCCUCAUUCUUACAGUGGAUCAGAGUCUUCCAUGAAAACGAUGCCUAUUGCCUCUUCACUUCAUAAUUUGGAAAGAAUGGUUUGUUGCAAAAUUAAAUAUUUGCAAAACAGAUGAAUUCUUCUAUAUCUUCCAAGAACUCAUGCUUUAACCUCAUCAAAAUAAAGAGGAAAACAUGAAAAAAAUUAUUUUAUUUCUGAAUUUUCAGCUGAACACUUUGAAAUUCAGUGGGAAAGCUGUAAUUUGUUAAAUUGAUAGGGCGAAGAAGAUAACGGAGACGACGAGCAUCUCAGUUGUUCCGUGGCUAAAAGUGCGCCAAUAGACAUUCCGCCUGGUCCAUCCCCCAGAGCCGUAUGAUUAGUUGAUGAAAAUCAUUUGUAAAAAUUUUUUCCAGUGCUCUUCGGGGAAAUCGAGCCAAUUCUCCACUCCAGACGACAGCUUUGGAAACAAUCACCUGGAGGAAGGAGUGAGAUUUUUACACAAUGACAAUUCAAAAAUUAUUUUUUCAGCAAUUCGCUGUCGAUGACGUCACCCGUUCUCAAUCCUUUGAGUUUCUGAAACCUUUGAAAUUGGAUGUUCUCACCAUAUCCAAGGCAAGUUCAAAAUUCCAUCUCAGAGCUGAUCAACAUAUUUGAAGGGCCUUCUUGAUAUUCGAGCCGACAUUGUGAACAGCAAUGACAAGUUCCGAGAGGAAUUCGAUCAAAUAUCAAAAUUCCUAUCGGAAGAGCUUCCCAAGGAAAUUAAGAUCAUCAACAAAGCUCACGAAGAGAAGCUGCUUCUGAAAAUGAAUGAAAUUGAAGUUGUUUCAAAAAUUCAAAAAGAAAAAAAAAUGAUUAAUAUUAGGAUCUCCAAAAGGAACUCAAAGAGUCGGAUGGCAAGCUGGCAGAAGCAAACGCUGAAGUCAGCCAGAUCAAGGAUGAAAUGGCUGCAAAUGAGAAAAUUUCUGAAGAAAAAAUUGAAGAGUAAGAUUUCUAAAAAAAAAGAGAAAAUUGGUUUUUUUUUUCAGGCUCAACGCGAAGGUUACUGGUCUUGAAAACGACAUCAAAACGGUGAAAGCGGACACUUUCAAGCAGCUGACAAUUGAGUACGAGUUGGUGACAGACAGGAAUCGUGGAGAAUACGAAGCAAUAAUUGAUGUUUGAAGCUAUCGAAAGUUUCAUGACAAUUAUGUAAAUUUCAGUCUCGAGACAAAGAAAUCCAAGGUCUCAACUAUGAUCUUGAGAAGAAAAAUCAAGAGAUCAAGCGUCUUCGAGCUGAUCCGCUCAGUGAAGAGUAUCGGAAGUGCAUCGGGGCAGAUAUACGUGCAGAGCUAGAAAGAGAAUUCAAAGUCCGUGAUUUUUUGACGUAACAGGGAAAAUGCAUUUUGACAGUGUUUUCUAAUAAUUCGAUCAUUCACAUAAUAUGGGAAAUUUAUGAUUCGUAAGCAUUUCAAAAUGCUAUGAGAUCGAAAUUAAUUGUUUUUCAUCCUUAUCAAGGAACAAAAUCAAAACUGUUUCCAGGCUCGGAUAGAGAUGAUAACAAAAGGAGUAGAACAGAAGAAAGAUGAGGCCAUCAUGCGUAACAAGAAAGAAAUGGAGUUUGAGACGCGACUUCUUCAAACUGAAAUCGAUAAUUUGGUAACACUAACAGAAUUGUUUUUUUUUUAAUUUCAAAAAGUUUUCAGAAACAAUCCGUCGCAAUGUUAACCGAAGAAAGGCAACUUCUUCGUGAUGAAAUCCAGAAAAGCGUCGAAAAUGGCGGCGAACUUAUCGAUGAGAUUUCGGAGAAGAUCAAUGGAGCCGAUGUCACCAUCUACCGUAAUUAACUUGGUUGAAACGAAAGUUGAACUUUUAAACUUCAGGGCCAACGAAGAAAGUCGCAAUUCACACACAAACAGACUUUUUUGAAGCCAAUAUGCCUAGGAUUUUGUCCUCUCCUAUGCUCACUUCGAGCGCAUUUGUUCAUAGGUUUAUUUCAUUUAUUUUCGCUUCUCAUGGAAUUUUUUCAGGCUUCUCGGUGACAUGAAGGAAAGUGUGUAUACAAUGGAUACGUCUUGCAUGAUUUCCAGCGUCACGCCAGCUCUGAAGGAGAAAGAAAAGGACGAUAGCGUUGUUAGGUGCGGUUUUUUUUUCUUACAUUGAAACAGUACCGGAAAAAAAAAAUCAAACAGGACAAUUCAAAAAUAAAGUUUGAUUUCUUCAAAACGACCUUCAGAAAAUGGAAUAUUUUACUUUAGCUGCUUUCUUUUCCGUAAAGUCAUCGACAAAUGGAAAAUUGACCUUUGAGCAAAGAUUUAGCGAUGAAAUCAGACUUUGAAGGCAAAAUUCUCAACAUGAAAAAAAAAAUUCAUGCUUUUCUUCUUAAGAUCUGGUUUAUUUCUAGAUCUACGACUUUGUCCGACGAACAAGGCAAUAUUCUUUCUUCCACAUGCUCAACUCAAACCCGUAUAGGUAGGAACCAAAAUUACUAAUCUUCAUCAAGAAACAAUCUCUUUCAGGGAUGCAAAGCAUGACGAACAUGGUCUCGAUGCAAGAAAUCACAGAAGGCAGUACUGUCCUCGUCGUGUGGGAUGGACGUCACAACGCCUACAUACUUCUCUGGUUUGUCUAAGCAACCUAAAGCUCUAAAGUUCCUCUGAACUUUGCAGUCUGAGCUCUUUCCCUCACUUUGUCAAGGAGUCGUCGGUGCGCGGCUUGAACCUUCUCAACACGGACUCGAACACUCCGCGUCGCAACUGGGUCCUCGGUUGCGCUAAGAAGCUUGAUAUGUGCGUCAUAAGAAAAGCCGUCAACAGGUAUCAACAAAAAAACGUUUUGAAUUCGUUUAUCGAAGAAAAACCUUCAAAAUCAUUUUAUUCCAUCUGAGUUUUUGGUCGAAGGAGGAAUUUUUGAAAUUCUCUACUCCCAAAGCGUGUUCCAGAAAAACUUUUUUGAAUUACGUAGGGUCAUAAAAAGUUCAGCAAAAGUAGAGUAACGAAUAACCAUUAGUUUAAUUUCACCGGAAGUUUCAGCGCACUCAAAAUUUGAAAACUACUUUUUGAUUAUAUUGAACCGAUGCGGUUAUAAAAUCACAUUGUUGUGACUCUGUAGUGCCUUUGAAUAAUAGAAACAACACAUAAUAGAACAAUAUUUUCGAGUAGCGUCCAAAACGUUGGAGGUUUUUAGGUAUGUAAUUUCAAACGAGUUUUCAAAAGCUUUGAAAUUCAUUUUUAUGAAAAUCUCUUACCGUGUCCAACUCAUUUCUUUCACCUGGAAAGAAAAGAUUAUCGCCUUAUAUAACGUACUGAAUGAGAUAUUGCCAGGUGUUUUUCUGUAUUUAGAGCAAUUACCUCUGACCUAGUUUCCCGCGGAUUUGAUCAAACGAGAGGCUAUGGUUAGAUAUCUGGAGGUCUAGACUCUCUGGGGGUUUUUUUCCCGUGAACUAAUAUAUUUAUAUUUUCUGUGAAAAACUAAUAAAAAAACCUGAGAUAAAUGCCUUUUGACUCGAUUUUCUUGAUUAUCACAAAUUUUCGAUUUCCUAAAUGCUUAACCAGUAUCAGGUUUAAAAAUAAGUACCAUCAAAAAAACGCAUCUUUUAGAUAAAUCAGAACGCAUGACCAAAUUAACAAAGUAUCAUGAAGAUUAUUUCUGCGAUGGAUUACAAAAAACUGUAGAAGUAUACAGAAAGAGCUUUUUUUUUCAGAUACGGUCUUCCGGUGGGCACCAAGGUCUUCCGAGUCGCCGUCGACCCAGUGUCAAUGGACAGUCGUCCGGAAUCCGCGGCUUCCAAAGAGCCGAUCCUUUUCUCCGAUGCUUAA